AUGGAGGUAGAUGACACAAAGGAAUCACAGAUCGAUGGGGGAGUCAUGAAGUUGCCGGUGCAACGUAUUCCAUCAACAAACUCACCUCCCGAGAUCGAUUCGAAGGACGACGAUGAACCCCGAAGCGAAGGAUCAGAGGAGGAUGAGGAUGAGGAUGAGGAGGACGAAGAACCCCGACUUAAAUAUGCUUCAUUGACCAAAAGCAUUGGCUCAGUGUACCGAAAUGGGGAUGCUACAAGUACUUUCCUUGCCGCGGGAGACAAAAUGAUCGUUGGGACGCACAACGGAAACAUUCAUGUUUUUUCCGUACCCUCUUUCCAGGUCCUUCGUGUAUACCAUGCGCACUCCGCAACUGUCUCCUCCAUCUCGAUAUGCCCCUUUUCACAUCCCAUGCCUAUAUCAAGGCAAGAUACGUUUGUAAAGCCCUCCGGCGAUAGCCAUAGCUUUAAAUCUCUAUCUCCUCAGAAAAUUAAAGAGCCUUCGAAAGCUCAGCAUCCACCGCCAGUCCCAGCAACUCCUUCGAACUCAGUCUACAUUGCCACUUCCUCCAUAGACGGAAAUGUCUGUGUCUCUUCACUACUCGAUCCAAAAGACGUCCUAUUACGCAAUUUUGGACGGCCUGUUCAAGCCGUAGCACUGUCUCCGGAAUACAAACAUGACAAAACAUUCAUUUCUGGAGGACUUGCAGGAACUCUGGUUCUUACAACAGGGGGUAAAAUCGGGAUGAAAUCAAAUUCGACUGUUAUUGGCGGCACUACAGCCAACCCCUCAAGCUGGCUUGGCUCCCUUGGCCUGGGUGGAAAUAAUGGCAAGGACACUGUGUUGCAUAGUGGAGAAGGCUGCAUAAGCACCAUAAAAUGGUCACUUUCUGGAAAAUACGUAAUGUGGGUCAACGAAGAGGGAAUCAAAAUAAUGAGGACCAAUUUACAUCUUGAGAGCCUAGACUCACACUCUGCCUGGAAACGUAUGAGCCAUAUCGAUCGCCCAAAUCGGCCAGGAUGGGAGGAAAUGGCAAGUGUGUGGAAACCACGGGCUGAGUGGGUGGACGAGAAUGCUAUGGAUUUUGAGGAUAGCCAUGGAAGCACACACCUGAAGGACGGUAAGAAUCAAAAACCAAUGGAAAAACUUGUUGUGGGUUGGGGUGGCACAGUUUGGAUUAUCAAUGUUUCAUCGGGUGAAUCGGGCUCGGGUAUGGGUGUUGGAGAAAGGAAGAUCGGUUCCGUGGAAGUCGCAACAAUACUACGUACUGACUGCAUUAUUUCCGGCGUUUCGCUCUAUACCCCUAAUUUGCUUCUUGUUCUUUCAUACAUAAUCCCGGAUGAAGACAACGGCGAAUCCACAGUAAAGCAGGCGGGCUCUCGGCGUGGAAUUCGUCAUAGGCAAAACGGUCUCGAGCCUGAACUCAGAUUGAUCGAUGUCGAAACAAAAGAGGAGCUUAGCGCGGAUACCCUUUGUGUCAAAAAGUACCAAACAUUUUCCGCGUCAGAUUACCAUCUUGGUGUGCUUCCUCCCAAUCGAGCACCUCCACCCGCAGCACAGAAGGGCACUCUCGAGUCUAUAGGCACUGGACUCUGGGAUGCUACCCUACAUCCUACGCGCCUAUUUAGCUCUGCCGCCAGUGUCCGGAGCAAUGCGAGUAGCGGAGAUAAAGGUUCAAGCACUCGUGGAGGCAGUUCUGUAAAUUCUUCGGGUUUAUCAAUCAGCGAUAAACAAGCGAAGGAACUAGCUGUUACAGCUGCCAGAGCAGUCAAGAUAUUCAUCCAUAGCCCUUACGACUGUAUCAUCGCUGUAAAAAGGGGUAUUGCAGAUCGUUUGACUUGGUUGAAUAACCAUGGAAAGUAUGAGGAAGCAUGGGAACUCAUUAACCAGUACCCAGAAGCUGCAGUUACUUCCUCAGAAAGGACAGAUAGCUUCCCCUCUACACCGACUCAGCUGCAGAGCACACUAGCUGAUUUUUUUGCUGAUGACAAUUCAUCUGUUCAGAGCAUCGGUCGUGCAUCAAACACUGAAGUAGACAAGGAAAAACGUCGUAUUGGGGAAUGUUGGUUAGAGCAACUUAUUAACCAACAGAAAUGGGAGAGAGCUGGACAAGUAUGCGGGAAAGUUCUUGGGACCACAGCUAGAUGGGAACAUUGGAUAUGGAUUUUCGCACGCAACAGCAAGUUCGACGAAAUAACACACUACGUCCCAAUUGACAUCAGACCUCCACUCCCAUCUUUAAUUUACGAAGUUAUCUUGGGUCAUUACUUGUCACGUGAUCGAAUCAGAUUCAAGGAACUGCUUGAGUUAUGGCCAACGGAUGUCUUUGAAAUCUCUAGCGUCACGGCUGCUAUAGAAGAUCAGCUGAAAUCGAAAGCCAUCGUCCCUGAAUCAGCUGAUUGGCAGAUUUUGACAGAAAGCCUAGCGAAACUUUUUCUUUCGGAAGGUCGCUACAGAGAGGCCCUCCGUUGCUACAUUCGUCUCCAGGAUGAUGAGACUGCAAUGGCAUUAAUUCGUGAAUAUCAUUUGUUAGAUGCAAUUGCGGAUGAUAUCCCAAGUUUCGUGCUCAUACGAGUCUCGAAAGAACAAUUGAAAUCUGCUUCCAUAGAAGAUCUAGAUGCUGCCACAACAGAACCCAUCAAGCUUCUGGUACGAGAGGCAGCCAAUGGUAUUGUAGGUCCACAAGCUGUUGUCUCACAGCUGCAGGCUGCAAACCGUCAGCUCUUCCUUUUCUUCUAUCUACGUGCUCUUUGGCGAGGCAAUGCUACAUCAUCAGUCACAGCAAAGCCAGCUAGAUUCCGUCAUCAGAGAACGGAAGCAGCAGAGAAACUUGCGACCGACGAAGGACGAGCUUUAAUUGAUGGCCUCGCUGAUAUAGUGGUCGAGUUGUUCGCAGAGUAUGAUCGCCCGUUAUUAAUGGAGUUCCUCCAAUCGAGCACUUCAUACUCAUACAGCGCUGCAAGCUCAAUAUGUGAAUCACGCCAUUAUACCCAAGAACUCAUAUAUCUCCUAUCCAAAACAGGCCAGACAAAACGCGCCCUCAACCUCAUCCUAUCAGAUCUCAAAGACGUCUCGUAUGCCAUCUCGUUCGCAAAGUCUCAAGAUGACCCAGAUCUCUGGGAGGACCUGUUAUCCUUCUCGAUGGAUAAACCUGAGUAUAUCCGUGGACUGCUGGCCGAAGCAGGCACUGCUAUUGACCCUAUUAACCUUGUCCGCCGCAUUCCAAGUGGCCUGGAAAUUGAAGGGCUUAGAGAAGGCCUUACCAGGAUGAUCAGGGAACAUGACAUCCAGGCCUCCAUUAGCCAGGGAGUCGCGAAGGUCUUGAUAGGCGAAGUAGCGACGCGGAUGGACAUAUUACGAAAGGGACAGCGGCGGGGUAUCAAGUUUGAUAUUGUGCAGCUGAACAAUGAACCAGGCCACCAUGAACAGGAAAUGGUGGAAGCCGAAGGGCCACAACCAGGUCGUUGUGCUGCAUGUCACAAACUAUUCAUCGAGCACGAAACCGAACCCCUCGUCGGCUUCGCCUGCGGCCAUAUCUUCCACGUCUCCCACCUCCACCACGCCCACGCCCACCUACCCCACCAAGACGAAACCCGCACACAACAUCCCUCAACGACAGAUACCCCACAGCCAACCACCUCCCCCAUACAAACCCCAUCACAACAACAGACACCCGCACAAAGCUCACUCCUGCAUGACUACACAAGCUCCCAAUUGUCACCCUUGCUCUCUCGCACCGUCGGUCCCAAGGUAACCAAUGCAUUGCUGCUACGUGAUAAAGUCGGAGACGGAUGUGGUAUCUGCUCAUUGAAGAGGAGAGCGGCGGACGCGGCGCGGGAGGGCGUUGUGGUGUUGUAA
Molecule: messenger RNA, 3837 nt
Organism: Paracoccidioides lutzii Pb01
Exons: 5
Coding region: 1-3837 (1278 amino acids)
Biological process (GO): protein targeting to vacuole; cellular response to starvation; vesicle-mediated transport
Cellular component (GO): late endosome; HOPS complex
Molecular function (GO): protein binding
Source: RefSeq, a predicted model, not a curated record